AUGCACGAUAUAGAUGUUCAAGCCACAGGCUUAUCACAGGAGGCCCGUCAGGGACCUAGACCCUCUGGUAUAUCUUCAGGACGGCCUUCGGACCUUGCUGGUCGCAUUACUGCAGGCGGCGAUGUACAUCGUCAGUCUGUCAGAUAUGCAAAGGGAAAGCUUUGGUGCAAGGUCGUUCAUGCCGCCAAUCUAGCUAGUCACUCCCGUGAAGAAGUUGAAGAAUUCGGAAAAUGUAUCCUGGAUGAUUGA
Penicillium bovifimosum is the source of this 249-nucleotide messenger RNA. RefSeq lists its product as uncharacterized. The transcript has a single exon. The record is from RefSeq and is a predicted model, not a curated record. Bases 1 to 249 code for a protein of 82 amino acids. Lineage: Eukaryota; Fungi; Ascomycota; Eurotiomycetes; Eurotiales; Aspergillaceae.